UCAACACACUUGUUCUCUUUUGUUGUUUUGGUGUUCUUCCUUAGACUUCCCAAGUAUUUUCGAUGAACCCCAACUGAAAUUAUAAGUGGUAAGCUAAAUCAAUUAAUGUGUAAAUAUUUAAUUAUCAAACUCAUUAAAUUCCUCCAAAAUUUACUCCAAAGCUAUACACAAACUUAGGCCAACAAAUUUCAAAAAAUAUAUAUAAGAAGCAUAAGCUUAUUGAAGAAGCUUAAAGUACACAACAAAUUUUCAAUUUAGCCAAGAAGCUUGUUCAAUAAGCUUAAGCCAUGUCCAUGCAACGUUUCUCCCGCAAAAUUCUUCAACCAACAUGUGAAGUUUUCAUAAACCACAAAGGAAUUGACACAAAAAGAAACAUAGCUGGUUUGUUGCACAAAGAUUUAACAAGUAUUGGAAUUAAAUCAUUUUUGGACAGCAAGAACAUGAAACCGGGUGACAAACUCCCCGAUCACAUCGACAAAGCAAUUCAUGGUUGCAAGGUUGGUGUUACCAUCUUCUCUCCCCGUUAUUUCGACUCUUAUUACUGUCUCCAUGAACUUGCUCUAAUCAUGGAGACAAAGAAAAGAGUCAUUCCUAUAUUCUUCGACGUUACACCAUCGCAACUUAUGGUCAAGGUCGACGGAACUUGCUCUCAAAAACAGCUUAGAAGGUUCAAAUUAGCAAUUGAAGAAGCCAAGAAUACUGUGGGCUUAACCUUUGAUUCUGUCAACGGGGAUUGGUCAGAACUACUAAAUGAUGCCACAGAAGCAGUGAUCAUGAACUUGAUGGAAGCUGAAAAUGAGCAAUAAGAAACGGUGGAUGCUAAUUCAAUGUUGCAUCAAUUAGAUUGGAUAUAUUAUUAACAAUAUAAUAUAUACAUGUGUUUAUUAUAGUUUUUGCAUAUGAAAUAACCAUAUGCUUUCCGUUGACAUCAUUCAAUUAUUUUGCCUGGAUGAAUUAAUUAAUUGAUUCAAAUUCUUUUGUUCUUUCUAUCAAAUCAAUUCUAUUGUAUUAAUAUUAUUAUUACUAUACUAUAGAAAUUGGAUUUAACCAAUUUAGGCUCAUCUUUUGUAUCUGAUCCCAUAAUUUGGGAUUUAUUGUUUGAUAUUAUUUCAGAAUAAAAGU
This is a messenger RNA of Trifolium pratense (red clover), 1122 nucleotides long. Its product is annotated as TIR-only protein-like. The record is from RefSeq and is a predicted model, not a curated record. The coding region runs from base 288 to 806 and encodes 172 amino acids. NCBI's taxonomy places the organism in Eukaryota, Viridiplantae, Streptophyta, Magnoliopsida, Fabales, Fabaceae. The transcript is spliced from 2 exons. Gene Ontology annotation, biological process: signal transduction.